Messenger RNA from Polypterus senegalus (gray bichir), 3300 nucleotides. RefSeq names its product serine palmitoyltransferase, long chain base subunit 3 (gene sptlc3). The transcript has 12 exons. Gene Ontology annotation, cellular component: serine palmitoyltransferase complex. NCBI's taxonomy places the organism in Eukaryota, Metazoa, Chordata, Cladistia, Polypteriformes, Polypteridae. The record is from RefSeq and is a predicted model, not a curated record. The coding region runs from base 265 to 1908 and encodes 547 amino acids. Gene Ontology annotation, molecular function: pyridoxal phosphate binding; serine C-palmitoyltransferase activity. Gene Ontology annotation, biological process: ceramide biosynthetic process; sphingosine biosynthetic process.
CGCUCUCUCAGGUAAAGUAGACAAGAAGCAGUUGGCACGCGCCAGCAUUCGCACCCGCAAAGUGGAUACGACCUUUGGUUACCGUGAGAUUUCGGACGGAGAGUGAAUAAAGAAUUUGUUAGUCAACGUUGGCCGAUGACUGUCACUCUAGUCUGUCGCUUAGCGAGUUACCCCGGCCAACCUGGAGAGACCGGUUUAACACCUUCCAGAUUGAACUCAAACAACAAACGAGCCUCUCUGCCUCUCUGUUAGAAACUCGGAGACAUGGCACACACUUCUGCUCCUGUCCGAAACGGGCACCCUCUGCAUCCUGGGAAGAACGAUGUCGGGCUGAGAAAUGGCUUCAGUAAGAACGGACAGCACUUGCACCAUACCAAAGGUGGCCUGUACAAACGGCCAUUCACCGAAUCCUUCGAACAAGCACCCCUCUACGUUGCUGUUCUCACCUAUAUGGGCUUUGGCGUUGUAACACUCUUUGGAUACUUCAGAGAUUUCCUGCGGGCGUGGGGUUUCGAGAAGUGUAAUCUUGCACAAGAGAGGGAAGAACAGAAGGAUUUUGUGCCGCUUUAUCAGGACUUUGAGAACUUUUACACAAGGAACCUUUACAUGCGAGUAAGGGAUAACUGGAACCGACCCAUAUGCAGUCUGCCUGGACCACAGUUCGACCUGAUGGAGCGAGUUUCUGAUGACUACAACUGGACUUUCAGACACACCGGGAAAGUAAUUGAUGGCGUCAUAAACAUGGGAUCAUACAACUACCUUGGCUUUGCAGAAAAUGACCCCACAUUUCUGACGUCUGUUGAAGAGUCCAAUGAAAAGUAUGGCAGCGGUGUGUGUAGCACCCGUCAGGAAAUGGGUAACCUAGACAUCCAUGAAGAACUCGAAAAACUUGUGGCCACCUUUCUGGGAGUGGAAUCUGCAAUGACUUUUGGGAUGGGCUUUGCCACUAAUGCCAUGAACAUUCCAGCCCUGGUUGGUAAGGGCUGCCUGAUUUUAAGCGAUGAGUUGAAUCACACAUCCUUGGUGCUAGGAGCACGGCUAUCUGGAUCAACCAUUCGAGUCUUCAAGCACAACAAUAUGCAGAGCCUGGAAAAGUUACUCCGGGAUGCAGUUGUACACGGCCAGCCUCGAAGUCACAGACCCUGGAAGAAAAUCCUGAUCAUAGUUGAAGGCAUUUACAGCAUGGAGGGCUCCAUUGUGAGGCUACCAGAGAUUAUAGCUUUAAAAAAGAAAUACAAGGCUUACCUGUACCUCGAUGAGGCACACAGCAUUGGUGCGGUGGGACCAACAGGCCGUGGCGUGGUGGAGUUCUUUGAACUGGAUCCAAGAGACAUCGAUGUGCUAAUGGGCACCUUCACCAAGAGCUUUGGAUCAUCUGGAGGAUACAUUGCUGGCAAGAAGGAGCUUGUGGAUUUCCUGCGCUUGCAUUCACACAGCGCCGUCUAUGCUACCUCCAUGUCCCCACCAGUGGCAGAGCAAAUUCUCCGGUCUAUGAAGUGCAUUAUGGGACUGGAUGGAACUACAAUAGGCAUCCAAAGAGUAAGACGAUUAGCAGAAAACACAAGAUACUUCCGUCAGAGGCUGAAUGAAAUGGGCUUCAUCAUAUACGGACACGAGGAAUCUCCUGUGGUCCCGCUGCUGCUUUUCAUGCCGGGCAAAGUGGGUGCUUUUGCUCGUGAGAUGCUCAAGAGAAAAAUUGGAGUGGUGGUCGUGGGAUUUCCUGCAACUCCGAUUACAGAGGCCAGGGCUCGCUUCUGUGUGUCUGCAGCUCACACAACUCCCAUGCUGGACAAGGUGUUGAAUGCGCUGGAUGAGUUGGGAGACCACCUGGUUCUGAAGUACUCUCGACACACAAGGUCAUCACGACCAGAACUCUACGACGAAACGAGUUUUGAGAUGGACGAUUAAAUAUUCCUUUCUUCUGUGGCUGCCGGGCGGGAGGGAGCAUCUGGAAAUAUGACAUAGAGGGAAUGUCUUGUCUAUGAAGGGAACCUCUGUUGACGUGUGUGUUUCCGCUCCUGUGGGAAAGAACAUGAGUGCAUUGCACAGAAUCACCCUUACACAACUCAACACGCCCCACGCAAUCCCUAAAUGACCAAAAAGAGGACAAAAGGCAGAUGUUGUGCGGCUACCAGAAGGGCCUCCAGGCAAUCAGCUCUGCAGUCCCAGUGAUGUUCUUUCAGUCUGUUUUACCGCACCUUUCCCACCGAAGUAUGAAUGGUGGGCCACACAAGGGGAGUUGUGCUGACAGCGGGACUGCUCAGUAUUUCUAAGCGAUUGCCUCCUUUACAAAACACAUAAAAACAACACAUGAAGGGCACAAGCAAGGAGCCAAAAAAAACAGACCCCUCAGGGUGUGUCCGGAAACUUAGAGCUGCUAGCUGAUUGGAAUUUCAGCGGGUUUUUGUUUUGCUGCUUCCAGGAGGGGAUAGACUGGACCUCUUUUAUUAUUAAAUAGAAUGAGAGACCCCAUCAACUCAUCCUCCUUUCCAUUAAAGUGCAUUUCCAACAUCUGACCUCUCACCUUCAGCACGAUCUCGUCCACCCCAUGUGCUGCUGUGGCAUUCUUCUCACACCUCAUCCUUUCAUCAAGCCCGGAUGAGGUCACCUCAAACAAUUUGAUGGAUUUCGUAAUACCAAAUAUAAAUAAUGGAUUUGAUCACAAAGCUAAAGAUUCAGAUUCAGACAGCACUGCAAGUGAAGCAAGGAGUCAAACUUCCAAGAAUGUCUGCUAGUGACCCCCCCAGUGUAUGACCAGAAGAACACAAAGAGGGAAUGAAGAAGGAAUGGCCUUUACUUCCACAGUUAAACACAGCAUCCCAUUCUCUGAAUUUUUUAUUCAUUUUUGUCCUUUACAAUAAAUCACUAACAUAUAUGAAAGAAAGUUUGAACAGCUUUGAAAAACCUCAUGUGAGGAGUGGCAAUGGGCACUCUUUCUGCACGGUACAAGGUCCACUACUCUAUUAUUUUGUGGGAUGUAAACUGGUGAUGAAGACUGACCAACCAGUACUUUUUUACAAUUUCUUUCAUAGUUCCGCUCACUGCAGCCUGUGAUCCAACAGAGUCAGUGCGUAGUAUCAGACCAUUUUAUUUGUGUUAUUCUGUGUAUUCUGGUGUUGUGACUCAUUAGAAUUCUAAUUUUAAUGUUUGUUUAUCAUUGAGAUUUAUAUUUACUAAGUUAAAAUUUGUUUACGUUGUAAGAAACAAGACAGAGACCAUCAAAGUAUUGGGGCAUUUUAGGCUAGGCUUCCCCCGUAUAACUGGAUGUCUAAAGGUUUCAAAAUAAACACGUGAACUACA